AGGAGGCCCUCAACUGUAGGGGGGGAAAAUCAGUCAAUGAAAGAUGCACGCAGCUUCCCACGGGUCCGUUGCGCGGGGACUGGGAGUGGGUGAUGUGGAAAGGUGGGGGUGGUAGAGGCUGCAGCAAGCGGCUGCAAAAAAAAAAAAAAGCCGCACAAGCAGACGACGCUUGUCGCACGCAGCGAAACGGAGGACAAAGAGGACCAACUUGUCGCAGACCGCGGCAUCUUCCGGCUGCAGCGGCGCGACUGCGACAGAUCCUGCAGCAAGGUGCUAGAUGUCAGUCUUGCCGCCCUGCCGCGCAGCGUUGUCGCACGCCGCCUCACCACCGCCAGCUCGUGCAGUUCCAUUUCCGCCACCUCGGAGUCGCAACGCUCAUCAUGUCACUAACAGUUGCAACAACAUCCACAUCAGCGGCUCGUACCCGCCUUUGUGAACAGCCUUGUGCUCUCUCUCUCUCCCCUCCUCCACCCCUUAAAGUGCCUAUGACGUGUCUUGUGGGAGGAUUCUGAUCGUUCAGUCACAGACUGAAAACCUCUUCUGUCCCGGAGGAAAAGAUAUUUUCUGAGUCACAAGGGGAAGACUGGGGAAGUAUAAAAGAGACAAUGUGACCCGAUGGAAAGGACGACUUCACAUGUGGAUAUACAUGACUGAGAAAGGUUGAAAUAUGCAAAGAAACCCUACAGGAACGGCCAACAUCCGUUGCAGCAUCUUGUGAAAUCUGCAUGAAAAGGAAACAAGAAAUAAACUCAAACAAUCAGAGAACUGGUCAGGGUGGUCAAGAUUCUGGACUUCACCAGUCAGCAACAUUGGUCAUGAAGAACGUGUACACAGUCCUUGACCAAAAAGUAAGAAUCAGUGACAAGAAUAUUUCAAGAACCAAAAAGAAAGUAAGAAACACAGAGAAAACUCUAAAAUAUCAAUGUUUCAGAGAAGGACAAGAUACAACGUUCGCAUCAUCAGGAGCCAGAAGACUGAAGCCUGAUGUCUUGUUAAACAUUUUAGAAAAAAAUUAUUAAUGUUUCACGAUAAAUCAGACAAGAAUCUGAAAUGAUAAGUUUCACGUGACAUCGAAGACCGUGCGUGUCUUAACAGUUUGAAGGUAGCGGUGGUCGUCAGAAAUGUUGCUGCAGCCAUGGCGGUGGUGUCGCUCCUUAACCAGGCGCCGUACCGGCGCACCUUCAGCAGCCGCGAGCGCAUCAAUGCCGACGGCGAUGAAAUGUGGCUCCACCAUCGAGGUGACCGCGACGGCCAGAGGGGGAACCUGCUCACGGCCCCCAGGCCCCCAACCUGCGUCAGCCAGACCGGCGAGCAGCUACCUCGAGGGCACAAGUGCCAGCUAGAGACCUGCGACCGAAUUACGAUCAACGUCAGUGGUCAGUACUUCGAGACGUGGCGGACCACCCUGGAGCGGCACCCGGACACGCUGCUGGGCGACCCGUGCAAGCGGCAGAAGUUCUUCGACAAGCAGAAGAACGAGUACUUCUUCGACCGGCACCGGCCCACCUUCGAUGCAAUCUUCAACUACUACCAGUAUGGCGGUCAGCUCAAGCGGCCGCCGCCUGUUCCGGACGACAUCUUCCUGUCCGAGUUGGACUUUUUUGAGAUCGAACGGGAGGUGGUGGAACAGUACCGCAAGAACGAAGGCUACGUGGCUGAAAAGAUGUUGCUGCCAGAACGGGGGCUGCGCCGCAAGAUCUGGAUGAUAAUGGAGUACCCAGAAACUUCCCUGGCUGCCUACGUCAUGGCCGUGACGUCUGUGGUCGUCACCACCGCAUCCAUCGCCAUCUUCUGCAUCGAAACCUUGCCGCAGUUCAAGGUCAAUAACUGCGCAUCCGACGGCAAGCCGAUCCUGGUGGAACCCUUCUUCAUCCUGGAGACUAUCUGCACGGCUUUCUUCACUCUGGAGCUGAUAGUCCGAAGCAUCGUCUGCCCGAGCAAGAAGGACUUUAUCAAGGACUUCAAGAACAUGGUGGACGUUACGGCGGUUAUACCUUUCUACGUCACGCUUUUCAACCUGCUGGCCACCACGGACUGCAAGAACUCCACUUCCGGUAGCAGCCUUGCCUUCCUGCGGGUGAUUCGUCUGGUCAGGGUCUUCAAGCUGACGAAGCACUCCGCGGGGCUGCAGGUGCUGAUCUUGACGUUCAAAGCCAGCGUCGGCGGGCUGGUCCUCUUUCUCGUCGCGCUAGUCGUCUGCAUCCUUCUCUUCUCGUCUGCCGUUUACUUCGCGGAGCUAGGCAUUCCUGGCUCCCAGAUCAAGUCCAUCCCGGAAGGCUUCUGGUGGGCUAUCAUUACCAUGGCGACGAUAGGAUACGGCGACGUGGUUCCGGUGGGGCCUUUGGGGAAAGUGGUGGGGAUGAUGUGUGCAUUGGCUGGCGUGCUGACGUUGUCUAUCCCCGUGCCGUUCAUAACGGAAAAUUUUAACAAAUUCUACGCUCACAAGACGGGCCGGGGACGGUUACAAUGAUGUGAAUCCAUGAGUGUACAUUCUUUAAAGUUCUGGUGGCUGGAAAUGAAAAUAAAGAUGUUCUACUAUUGCUACAUCUUCUAAGAUAAUUAUCCAUCUCGUGUGUAUUCUGCAUAGGAAAAGAUCUGUUGAGUGUGUCAAUCCUUCUGUCAAUCCAAAGAGAAGGAGGAUCUAUUCCCCCAACGAAUAAAAUGUCGCGUCAUCAGAAAAUGCAAAAAGGGAUAAACUUAGAUUCUUCACUACCGAAGAAGUUUCUGGUCGAACUUUUGUUGAUUUAUUUCCACGGACCGCUCGCCUUUCUAGACACGAGAAAUAGUCUCUUGAGGACACAGUGGGCCUCGUUUUGGCAAAAGUAUGUUUAUGGGCUUGACGAUGCUGUCUACCAAAACUGUCCGCUGUGGCUUCCCUUGAGUCCCCAAUCCCUCGCAACCCUUCCCCACCCAACGACUUCUCAGGUCAAGGGACAGAAGAGGACCGAUUGGCCAAACCUAACAGCAGAUUUAUUUAUUCUGCGUUGAAUAUGGAAAACGCACACAGGAGCGCAGUGCUCGAGCUGGCUUCUAAAUGAGUGCCCAGACUUUGGCCUGUAAUUUUCUCAAAUUAAUAUUUAGGGUUUCUUUUUCUUUUGGCUUUUUUCUCUGUCAGUUUCUAGCUUGAACUUUCCUUGUUAUCAAUCUUUUUUUUCUCUCUCUCUCCCUGUUUUCAAGCAACGAAAGAAGCAGAAGACGGAUGAGUGAUGAGAACACGAGGGACAAAAUGUGAACGCUUCAAAAUAAGGACACGGGUUUUUCAAGAACUUCUUUCUCGCCGAAUUCAGCAACUCAGAACACGUGGAGAUUUUAGCAGCUUCGCGCCUUCGAUUCACUGGCAGAUCUUUCAUAUUGCACCUUCUUCAACCUUGGGGAUUCAAAAGAAAAUGUUGCACUUCAGGAUUAUGUCAUGAUUGGCGCAUGCAGACACUUCACUGGCCAAAAUAUCCCAUGCCAUCACCUGCACUUUCAUUACAUAGGGGGCACUUUAUACGAUUCUCUUUUCAUCGGUUUUUUAUUUUUUUAUCAAGUAAAGUUUUCAAGCUUUCACUUUUGACUACUCAUUUGUUAUAGUAAGUAUUUAUUUGUUCAUUUUUCUAUCUACACUUGAGUUGUUUAACUAUGAAAAGAGAAUACUGAAUUUGGUGAAUGAAUAAAUCAUUGAGAAGGAUCUUGAUGUAGACUGAAAUGCAUGGCUUAGGGGUUAAUUCAUCUUUUCAUUGUAGAAGCAAAAUUUUCUGGCACAAAGUUUAGCAUGUUGAUGUAGCAUCACUGACACUCAACUCGACAGGACAUUGACCUUUGCCCUUACAAAGGACACCCACACCUGGGCUCCAGCGUGUAAAGUGUGGGGUGUGAGGUGUGGGGUGUGAGGUGUGAGGUGUGAGGUGUGAGGUAUUAGAGACCAAUUUAUUGUGUAUGGUCCCACACAUGAUCGCGAUGUCUUCAGAAAGAUAAUUUGGUCAACACCAUGGGGAAUUUUGUAAAUUAGGCAGAAACGGUAUCGUAGGAGCUGGGUGAGGUGGGAAAAACAUCUUUCUUAUUCUUUGUGCGAGUGAGUGAAUGAGUGAAUGGGUGAGCGAACAAACAAACGAUAUUUAUUAGACCACCAGCCCAUUUCAAGGGGUAAAUAGUUUUACAGUUUCAUAAAUAAAAAAGCUUUUAAGUCACGAAAAAAAAAAUAAUGAUAACGUAUUGUAGUUUUUUAGGUAGUCUAUUUACGGGCAUGUUCAAACUCUGUAGCCAGUAUUUCAUAGUUUUUACAAUGGUGGAGGGAGAGUGACAGUAAGUAUUAGUCUGAAAAUGAUAAUAAAACCAUGUUUUUUUAAAAUAUUGUUUGCAUACUUUUACCAGUGGUCCUUAUUUUUUCCAAAGAAGCUAGCAGCACGCAGUGAUUCCAUUUUAUGUGUAGCAGUAUAUUUAUUCUCUUUUUUAUUAAGUAGUCGUAUAAUAUAUUUGUACAAUUUUUCAUAUCUUUUUAUGUGUUGGGUAUCUUUUAGUCUGUUAUACAAUAUAUCUGUUUUAGUACAGGUGUCUGCAUGUUCUUAUGACAAAUUAAUUAUUUGUUCUUGGAGUAAGUUUAGCAUAAGUGCAAUUUAUUACCUACUAGGUUAGUAUUUUUUCUGUCGGUUUUUGUAUUAGUAUUUUUCCUAGCAAACAGAAUAUCUUUUUGAAUGUAAUGGUAUAACAACAAAUUAGCAUGCAUCAUCUGUCUAGAACACAGUUCCCAGAAUGCAUCUUAAAUUAAAACCAAGAGGUUGUAUUAUAAAGGGGAAAAAACUGUUACAAGUGCAUGGGGAUGUGUUGCAAGCGUUGUAUUGUUAAUGCAGAUUUACACUGAGUCAUCUUCUGACACUUUUUACAGCUCUCUACCAUUUAUAAAGUAGAGAAAAACAAGAAUUUUUCUUCCGUAAAUUUAGUUUUGAUUUUUUUCUGGGUUGUGUCACAUUCACCGUUUUUUUUUUCGAAAUGUGCGCGCAUGCACACGCACACAGAAUAGUUUAUGUUGUUGUUGUAGGUUAAACAAUGUUUCUACCUAGUGUUUAUUUCGCACUAUGUCGAAGAUGUUCAUGAACUGGGAUGCUCCGAGAAAAAAAAAAACCUUUACUACCAAGCCUCUAAACACAUAUAGAGAACGUGACCGAGACGAAAUCUGAACCCAGAACCUUUUAAUCCUCACUGACACGGGGACAAGGAAGACCAGCACACUGUCGGUCCCACUUUCCAAUCCACGUGACACCUUUCCCUUUCAGUUUAUUCCCUCUUCCCUCCAUCUCUGUCUUCAGUUCUCUCUCUCUCCCAGUCUCCCAUUCAUGGCUGUGUGUGUACACAUGUGCAAGCACGUGCCAGUGUGUGGUUGAGAGCGCGUGAGUGUGAGCGGGCCUGCACUGACAUAAAUGAACGAAAUUUUUAAUCAGUCCGUCGGUGUUUGGGUUUCUCUGGCGUUUACAUUGGAAUCCUGUCUUUGAUCACAAGCCCACCAUCACUCGCUUCCAUUGUCCCGUCCUCCAGCGGACCGAUAUGAUGGCUUGAUCGGCAAACAACUAAGGCUACCCCCUUUCCCCUCCAUUAACAACCUUCCGAGGGGGAAUCUACAGCGCAUGCGCAGAGCAGGCCAACAUGGAGUCUUUAGACCAUCAGUAGUUUCUCCUCCCUUGUCUGGACAUGCACGCCCUCAAGAUUGCUGCUCUUUGUACAGCUUCGAUCUUGUCAAGAGUUCAUCAUUUCAUCGGGGCCUUUUUUCUAAGUAAGAAAAUACAGAAAUGUAGCUGUGACCACGAGAAAUUCUGCUAAAUAGCUGAAUGAUGUAGAAACUAUUGCUUUAGUAGAGAUCUCUUCAAAAUGUAGGACGCAGACGAAUGUUAUCGACCAUCGUGGACAAAGAACAUGAAAAAAUACAGAGUUUAGCUACAGGAUAUGGUUGCGUGGACAACAAUAUGUAGAAGGAAUAAUUCUGUCAACAUGAUUUACGGGAUGUGGUUGUCAGACAAAGUGGGUGGAACAGCCAUCGAUGAAAAAAUUACCCACAAUGCACGUGAAAGAUGAUUAGACAACACAGGGCCAAUAUAUGAUUACACAGGGUAAAUAUAUGAUAUUUUUUAAAAAAUGAGCUACCGAUGGUAAUGAUAAACGGUAAGGGAAACCCAAUUACUUGGACGCGAAGACCAUUUAAAAAAGAAAGAAGGAAGAAAGAAUUCGUUUCAUUGCCCAGCAGAAGCUCGAUAUAUGUUCUUGAGAAAAGAAUGGGCAGCUGUGCGGUGCGCAGAAUGUUCCAGACAUUAAUAAAUAAUAACCAAAUAUUAGGUUCCUUUCACGACAGAGGCCUUGUUCUUCGGGCUCCCGUGUUACACGUGCUGAACCAAGGUUUGAAUCGGCGACGGUUGACGGUCUCUAUCAGAGGUUUGUUCGGGAAGAUUCCAAUCGAUGCUGAGCAGUUGUCAACUGAAAAAGCGCAAAAUUGUGUUGAAAGCUGUUGAUGUCUUUGGCCUGUAGUUCACGCGCGCGCAUGCGUGUAUGCGUGUCUGUGAGCGUGCAUGUGAAUAUGUCCAUGUGUAUGUGAGUGUGUAUGUGAAGAAAGAGAUAACGAGUCAGAGAGAGCAUGUGUUAUCACUAAGAUGGGUGAGAAAUCCUUAAUUUAUUUUUUUUUAUUUUUAUUUUUGGUGGGAGGGGAAGGGGAACAGAAACAUAAAUGAAAAGAUCCAUGCAGUUAACCGCCAUUCUCUAUCAAUGACCGAGUUCAAUAAAAGAGAUGAAGAGGAGUAAAAUGUAAGACAAAGAAGCUUUUAGUGAAACCUUUUAGGCUUUCACUUGUUUGGAAAUAAAACUCUUCUUCUGUUCCCGGUUUUCAAACAGCAGUAAGAAGCAUCCAUUCCCCAUUUUGUAAGUGGCAUAAGAUGUUAUGGUGAGCAAUACUCAGCCUGGCUUCUAGUUGUACAAGCCGCUGGUUGGCAGAAUUGCCUCGGCAAAUAAUUCCUUACACAAAUUAAGCAAAAGAGUGUUAUAACAAAUUUUCUGAGGAAAUCAAAUCAUUCACAUCGCAUUUCAUUGGGACAGGGGGAUAAGUGGAAAGCAAGCAAAAUGAUGGCAGAAGUCGGGUUAAGAUAAAUAUCACAACCUGAUCAACGGUGUCCUUAAUUAAUUAAUAUAAUAAUCAGAGUGCGCGUGACCACAUAAACAAGAGCUAAGUAGUAAAUCGUCUUGAUUGAUGUCAAAAGCUGCUACCAUCGAAGCUUGUGUAUGUGUAUGUGUGUGUAUGUGUAUGUGUAUGUGUAUGUGUAUGUGUAUGUGUAUGUGUGUAUGUGUAUGUGUAUGUGUAUGUGUAUGUGUGUAUGUGUAUGUGUGUGUGUGUAUGUGUAUGUGUGUAUGUGUAUGUGUGUAUGUGUAUGUGUAUGUGUAUGUGUAUGUGUAUGUGUAUGUGUAUGUGUAUGUGUAUGUGUAUGUGUAUGUGUAUGUGUAUGAGUAUGCUAUAUACAUGACUUUUAUGGGCGCGCGUGCUUAUGCAUGUUUUGUGUGUAGUUAUUUCACGUGUGUGUUCCGAAAACUUGUCAUAAAAUACUGACACUUACUGACACUUACCAGGAUAGGUGAAGAUUAUCUCCUGCAUCAUAAAAUAUUAAUAACAAUUUAUUAAAAUAUUUAUAACAUGGGGAUGGAGAGACCGGUAGAUUAUAUUGUCUGGAGUUCAGCACAUUACAUGAUGUGGCACCAUAAUAUGACAAAUCAUACACACCCCCAGUGAUCCUUCUACAUUAACUUCAACAAAUAAACGGCAGAAACUCGGUAAAUUCUUGUAGAACUUUUCUUUCUUUUCCGAUGCAAGAAAAAUCCACUGACCACUAUGCAAAAAAAAUGACAAAUCCUUUUGUACUGAACUUCAAAGAAGCACGUGUGUGUAUACAAACUAUGUUGUCGUACUUUCUAUACUGUACCAUCGAUUUUAUCUUUCUUACACCAUUAUUAUCUUUUUAAAUUCCUAUACGCUAAUACUGAUUUGUACUACAUUCCUAUACGAUAUUUAUUGCUCUUCCUUGUUCUUCCACAGACUGCCUACUGUUCGAAGCGUUGUUAAUACUCGAAUAAAAUAUGUAAAACGAAG
Messenger RNA from Pomacea canaliculata, 8095 nucleotides. Its product is annotated as potassium voltage-gated channel protein Shaker-like. Gene Ontology annotation, cellular component: membrane; voltage-gated potassium channel complex. Gene Ontology annotation, molecular function: protein binding; delayed rectifier potassium channel activity. The record is from RefSeq and is a predicted model, not a curated record. The transcript has 3 exons. Gene Ontology annotation, biological process: protein homooligomerization; potassium ion transmembrane transport. NCBI's taxonomy places the organism in Eukaryota, Metazoa, Mollusca, Gastropoda, Architaenioglossa, Ampullariidae. Bases 1136 to 2470 code for a protein of 444 amino acids.